Saccostrea cuccullata (small rock oyster) is the source of this 6222-nucleotide messenger RNA. Its product is annotated as NACHT and WD repeat domain-containing protein 2-like. Bases 654 to 5678 code for a protein of 1674 amino acids. The record is from RefSeq and is a predicted model, not a curated record. NCBI's taxonomy places the organism in Eukaryota, Metazoa, Mollusca, Bivalvia, Ostreida, Ostreidae. The transcript is spliced from 8 exons. Gene Ontology annotation, molecular function: protein binding.
CCAACGAAGGAGCGAUAGCGACACGAGAAACCUUCAUCGGGACAUUGGAAACGAGAAAGCACGAACCAAAGACGGGGGAGAGAGAGAAAAGGGGAGAAAAAAGAACGAAAGAAAAAAUUUAAAUAGCUCCUAAUAAUAGACCUCGGUAGAGAUUUACCGAAAUGAAAAGAAGGAAUUAAUUUCAAUUGAUAUCGUAAUUUGAGGUGAAAAGGAGCAAGUGACACAGAGCACGGACUUUUUCCAACAUCCCCGAGAAACUACGAAAAACGGGAUAGACCAUUUUACAUCCCGUGUUUCGGAUUCUUAUGAACAGUUCAACUGUUUUUAUGUCAUCGGGAAAAGUUCAUUUUCACUGCCACUGUGUUUAGUCUUCGUUUCACUGUUUAUUGUGCAAUUAUACCUGAUUGGCUCAUGGUGUCGUUUAGACCUGCUGGGUUUUAAAUUCGUACACCGAAUUCUGUAAUUGGUGUUAUUUAAAAAAAAAGUUUGGAGGCAAUUUCACCAAUCGAAUUUUGAUAAUCUAUAAUCAUAUCGGAUGUUACGACGUCUGUUUACAAAGCAAAUCGGAAGGAUUUAAACAUUGGUGACGGUUUCCCAAAAAUAUGUCUUCAGUGAUUUCAAUUGAGGGGAGUGAGUAAAUUACGAAACCAAUCAUGGAGGGAUCAGACGGAACCGGGUCGGAGGUUGGGGUGGAAGUGAACACUGAAGAAGAAGAUAAAUUAUGGAGAGUUCUAACCGGGAAAAUGGAGGACCUGCCACCUCUCAGUUCCAAGAUCGUCCGUAUUUUCACAAGUUCAACUUUCACAGACACGACCAUAGAGAGGAAUUCCCUCAUGGAAAAUGUAUACCCCAAAAUCAAAGAAUAUCUGAGAGAAAAUUACGGUCUGGAAUUUCAGGUAGUGGACAUGAGAUGGGGCGUGCGAGAUGAGGCGACGGACGAUCACAUGACCACCCAUCUAUGCAUGCAGGAAAUCGACAACUGCCAAAGACUUUCUAUUGGUCCAAACUUCAUCGUUUUUCUUGGCCAGAAAUACGGUUACCGACCUAUCCCUACGAUAAUUGAUGCAGCGGAACUAGAUAUGAUGCGCGAAUGUGUGCGUGAUGUUCCAGCGGAAGUAGAGUUAUUAGAUAAGUGGUACAAGAAAGACACAAACACAGUGCCACCUGUCUACAUUUUACAACCAAUCAGCACCAUUCUUACAAAUUUUAACAACAAGAGACAUGCAAAAUUACAAGAGGCUGACCAGGCGGAGUGGUGGGACACGUUCGGCAGAUUGUGUCGAAUCCUGCGAAAAGCCGCACAGGUUCUUUUUAUCGCCAGGAAACUUGAUAAAGACCAAAUGCAUAACUAUUUUAUGUCAGUGACUGAAAGGGAAGUAGAACGUGGAAUCUUAAAAGCCAAAGACGUUCCGGAACACUGUCUCGCUUACGUCCGAGAAAUCACGAACAUCAAUGUCCUUUUCCGAUUUGCCGCCAAAUUUAUAGAUUUUGCUGCCAGAAAUGUGGACGGUGAAGCCCAAAAAUUAUUGAAAACUCUUCGGGACGAAAAACUUCCGGCAAAGUGUCCACCAUCAAACUUAAUGAAAUACACAGUGGAUUGGAAUGGUAAAGAAGGAAUCGAUCCGGAAACGCAUGCGGAAUACCUCAAGAACUUUCAAGAGCACUUCUAUUCAUCAGUGACACGCCUUGUUGAUGAAGCAAUGGCGAAGUAUGAAAAACUUUCAAGUGACCCAGUCUACACGGAACAUCUUCAACAUUUACACGCUUGUUUCAAUUCAUGUAAAGUGUUUCAAGGACGAGAGGAUAUCGUGAAUAAAAUCAAAGCUUAUAUACAAGGACCUUCCAACAAACCGUUUAUCCUGUAUGGCGAAAGUGGCUGUGGAAAGACGUCUCUGACGGCGAAAGGAGCUAGCAUGUCAGUUACGUGGUGGCCAGAGGAGUCAGAACCUGUACUCGUUCUAAGAUUCCUGGGAACAACACCAAACAGUUCUAGUGUUAUCCCACUUCUUGUCAGUCUGUGCAAUCAAAUCGCCUUCAUCUAUGGCCAACCCAAAGAGGAAAUCCCAGCAGACGAACUUUCACCAUUAGUGCAACAUUUCAAGAAACUUAUAACAUUUGCCACUGCCGAGCGACCCCUCAACAUUAUACUGGAUUCAUUAGAUCAGCUCUCGGGGGCAGACGGUGGCCACUCUCUAGCAUGGCUUCCCACUAGCCUUCCUGAAAAUGUGAAACUUAUUGUGUCCACGAUUCCAAGCAUGUACAACUUGCUGGAGACCUUACAAGCUCUUGUAGAAGUGCCAGAAAAUUUCGUUCAGGUUCUUCCAUUAGGAGAAAAUUUAGGUGGUACCAUUUUAAAGUUCUGGUUGAAAAACGCCAAUAGAGACAUUGUAUCAGAACAAUGGGAGAUUGUUAACGAAGCUCUAUCGAAAUGUAAUUUGCCUCUGUAUGUUAAACUUGUGUUUGAUGAAAUAUGCCGAUGGAAGUCCUACUCACCUUUGAAGCAGACGCAAUUGAAUUUCACAAUUCAUGACACAAUUAUCAAAUUGUAUGACCGAAUUGAGAACCAGCAUGGAAAAACUCUUGUUGCGCAUGCGCUCGGUUACAUCACGGCCGCCAAAAGCGGUUUGUCAGAGUCGGAGCUGGAAGACUUGCUAUCUUUGGACGAGAAAGUCCUGAACGACGUUUACCAGUACCAUUUACCGCCUGUGCGUCGUAUUCCGCCUCUUCUUUGGACGCGAAUUCGCAGCGAUCUCCCGCACUACCUGAGUGAAAGAGAAGCAGAUGGCGUAAAUGUCAUCAAUUGGUACCACAGACAGUUUAUCGAAGCAUCAAGGGAAAGAUAUUUCAAAAACCUGAAUUUUGUCAGUGGGAUGCAUGCAAACAUUGCAGAAUACUUCCUCGGGAUUUGGGGAGGUGGUGUUCCGAAGCCAUUCACGUACUCGGAAGCGCAACGCAGAAUGUUCCAUUUAGCAGAUCUUAAUGGAGAAAGCGACCGAAAGGUGCCAGAACAGCCAUUAGCCUUUUACAACGAGCAAGGGGACGUUAUUCGAUACAAUUUACGAAAACUCAACGAGCUUCCGUUUCAUUUGAUCCGCUCCCACCAAUAUGAAGAGCUUUACAAUCACUGCCUAUUCAAUUACGGUUUUCUGCACGCAAAACUGAGUUCCAUGCCGUUACAAAGUGUCCUAGCAGACUUUGAAGACCUUAUGGAUCAUGUGUUCCAAAAAGAUGCGAAAUUGAUCGCUGACGCUAUUAAGCUGUCCAGUUCGAUUUUGAGUCACUAUCCAGAUAUGUUAGGGCCACAGAUCAUUGGUAGACUUCUGCCUUACUACCAACAGAACACAAAUAUACGAAGUCUUAUUCAGCAGUGCGAUAGUGAUGGCUUAGAACACUGCGCUUUAGUUCCAGCACAUCAUUGCCUUCAUACCCCUGGUGGACCCUUGCAAUAUUCUUUAGAAGGUCACCCCUUCGCACCAUUUGGAAUUGGAACAACGUCCAAUGGAAAGUACUUAGUCUCAGUAUCAAAUAAAUUCAUCAUAUGGGAUCUCGGUACAAGUGAUGUAUUCCGACAGGUCGUUCCCGGUAUUGGGGGUAUAAUGCAAAAUCUUGUUAUCAGUGAAAAUGACAAAUACGCAGUCAGUUACACCAACAACAAUCAGGUUGUUGUAUGUACAAUCAUGACGGGCGAUUUUCUUAUUCUCAGCCCAGAAAUUAAAGGUAAGGAUGAAUCAAUCAUUGGAACGUGCAUUUCAUUAACGCACAUCGCGACAUGGACGACCUCGUUAUGGUAUCUGUAUAAGAUAAAUGGCAAAUUCAUUUCAAGUCACGUGAUCGAACUUAAAAUGCCCUUACUCUCAGUGGAGUUUGGAACAGACAGUAAGACAUACUUGAUUGUCAAGAGUGGGACCGACGCUGACUCUGACAUGGCGCUCGAAGUGCAUGAUCAGUCCGUGGCGCCAUUUGAAUUCCACAGUGCUGUGGCCGUGUCGAAAGACAAAAUGACUGUGUACGCUUGCAUAGCUAUCAGUGACUAUGCUGUUGCUGUUUACAAGAGAGAUAUCGAUGCAUGGAAAUACGAUCGUACAUUAGGUGACAAUUACGAUGCCAUUUUCUCUCUUACUUUGUCAGAGGAUGAAAGCUACCUUGUUGCAACAAUUGCAAAUGGCUUCAAACUAUGGAAUGUUCAGAAAGAUUCCUUGGUAAAAUUGAGUCUUCCUCCACGUACAAGAAAUAUUCCAAACAAGAAUCCCCUUCUUUCUCUCGUCGUCUUCACAAAGAAUAACCAUUUUGUUGUUGCAGCGGUUAGAAAGAAUCUGUACGUCUGGGAUACCAAACAAGGAAACUUGGUGAAAGUUUUAGACGCCCAUUUCGGUCGAAUCAUCUCAAUUGAUGCCGUGACUUCAGGUGGAAAUAAGAUCAUUUCAUCUUCCAUUGACAAGACUAUAAAAGUUUGGAACUUUGACAAUAUCUUGGAGGAUGUAUUUUCCAUAGAUCGCUUAGAGAAGCCAAUCGAAUUCAUUCACUUGUCAGAGGAGAGUCCAUACGGUGUGACGACGAGUAGAAAUUGUGUUGGAGUUUGGGAUCUCAACACAGGUAAAUUGGUGCACACAUUAGAAACACGAGCAGUAGUAACUUUAGCCAAAAUAACAAGAGAUGGCAAAAAUGUCGUAGCGGCAGAAACUGGAAAACUGCUCUUCUGGGAAGUUGAUCAAGAAAAUGCGUUCAAGUCCAUCAUGCAAAAAGAUGUUGCUGUUCUCUUUUUUGCUGAGGAGGACAUGCGUGUGAUAGCAAUAUCUAAACAGAUUGGGAAUAAGGGCCUAUGCAAAGCAUAUACUUUUCCUGAGGGUGAAACAAUCUUCACAAUCGAAUAUAACUACAGAACCUUCAAAGGAGGUUGCUUCACGAAAGAGGGCAAUUUUCUUGCACUACCAUGUGCUGAUAAGAGCGGAGAUGUGUUGGGUGUUUACCAAGCAAAAACAGGAACACAUCUAUACAAUUUACAGCUGAAGUACACAAAUUACAAAGAACUGACCGGGAUUCGUCCAAUGCCUCAUGACACAAAUCAAAUUGUUAUUAUUGACGAGGAGAAGGGAAACAUUCUUGAUUUGAAGAAGAAGACACUUGUAAGGUCCGUCAUGAGAUGGAAUGGAAUGGCCAUGAAAACCGGGAAAACCGGUCUGUAUGCCCCAAAUCGAGGUGGACUUGAACUCCUAGAUCUGAAAUCGGGGAAAACUGUCAGAACACUGAUUCCACGAGUAGCAGAGGGUGUGUUUAGUAUUGACGUCAUGUUCACAGAAAACGACAAACACGUCGUUUAUUAUCAUUCUGGUCAUCGUACACUACGUGUGUUCCGAAUAUCCGACGGAAAAAGGAUCGCCAACUUUAAAGCGCAUGCGGAAGUGACGUUUAUGACAGGAACGAUGGAAGGAGAAACACUCGUUAUAGGAGCAGUUGAUGGUAGUUUAACAAUUCUUACCAUUGCAGAUCCAGAGUACGAAGAAAAUGUCGAGUUUCUGCAGUCCCUUCCCAGCAGGCAUUUAGCGAGAACUGCUAAUGGACUUCCUACGGACGGUUCGGUAGUGACAGGAAAGAACAGCAUGGGAACAGCACUACAAGUUGCAAGGUUCGUGGCCAAGGCUCGUGCAGUACAGCGAUCUAGAGCUUGCGUCAUCUCAUGACGUAGGCAUUCCUUGUUGUGUGACGUAGACCACAAAUGUGCUGAAUCCCUAGUAACUUUCUCUCCUUCUUCUUGAAUGAUUUUAUUUUUUGCUUACAUAUACACACCUACAAAGCUUUUGUGGUGGAACACUGCAAUGUUGUCUAGUGAACCCCUGAUUAUAUUUGUAGACGUACUUUCCUGAUAUAUGCUGGUGCUAUCUCUAUGUGCUAAUAGCAAGAUGUGGUAGAUUUAUAUUACAGAACUGAAGAAGAGUAGAAAAAACGAAAAACCCGAGAAUUAAUUUUAUUAAGUAGAAAUCAUAAUAUAGUUAUUAAUAACUAAAUUUAACUUUAGCUAUUUAACACUGGAAAAGAAAAUUGUUCUACGCAGAUUUUGUAUGAAAAAAUAAGGGCAUCGUAAGUAAUGACUGUAAAAUGAAAUGUAGCAUCAUAUAUAAUUAUUGUCAUAGAGUUUAUUUUUGUUUUUUAUGGAAAUAUUAAUUUGUUUUCAUAUAAAAUCCGUCCUUAUGAUUAGCCAUGCCAUAAUAAAUUUCAUGCACUUUG